AAUUUUCUCCAAUAUACAUUAUUUCCUAUUUGUCAACCAAAAACAAAACAUGAACACUUCUAUUCAAACCUACUCUAAUUAGUUUUAGAAGACACGGAGAAAAAACAGAAACGCGUGAACCAUGGCGAGAAAGUUCGUUCCUGCUUUGAUUAUUUCUCCAUCCUUUAUCACCACUUCACCUAUAUUUCUAUAUAAACAAACUCACACAUAGUUGACGUCAACAAACUCAGAUCCUUUCCUCAUACAACAAAAUGGAAUACAAAACCUUGCAACUCAAUCUCGCAUCAGCGAAAGAUCUCAACAACGUUAACCUCCUCUCCAGAAUGCAAGUAUACGCCGUCGUUUCAAUCUCCGGCGACCCGGCCAAUAAACAAAAGACUAAAACACCCCUUGACAGAGAAGGAGGUACUAACCCUGCUUGGAGUUUCUCAGCUAAACUCAGUUUCAAUGAAUUGCUAGCUCGCCAGAAUCGUUUGACUCUCGAAAUCAACCUUCGCUGUUCGGGGAGCCUCGCCGUCGAUAAAGAUGUUGGUAGCGUCCAAGUUCCUCUAACUGAGCUUCUCAAGCAAACUGGUGAUGGAAAAAACUUCGAACAUGUUAGUUACCAAGUUAGAAAACCGAAUGGAAAACCAAAAGGUUCGUUUAAUUUUUCCUACAAAAUCAAUGAGUCUGUGAACCAUAAUCAUAAGGUGGAGCUGGAACCUGUUAUGGUUACCGGUUAUCCUUCUCCGGCGAUGGGGUCUAAUUCGGCACCUUACCCUAUUGUGUAUCCUCCUCCUCCUCCGACUCAGCCGCAAUAUCCGGACGGAUAUACGUAUCCAUCGCCUUCACCGUUGUACGGUGAGCAUCAACAAACUCCGGUGGAUUACUUUUACCCGACACAAAAUGGCUAUGUGUACCCGCCUCCACAUGGAGUACCGGUUGCAAAGAGUUACUUUUAAUUUUCUGUGUAUUGACUUUUUUUUUUUUUCCUUUGAUUUUGUUUAGUUUUUUUGUUUAGGAUAUUAUUACAUGUUUCUGCACAGUGUAGAAGCUGUUACUUUUAUGGUUUUUGAUGUAUAGGAUCUGACAUAAAACCAGAAGCUUCUUUUGUAUGUAUUUGUUCAAGUUAAGUUAUGAUCAGGACAAGUAAAAUAAACAACAGUAUGUGCUUGAGAAUUAACAACUGUUUGUAAGAAAUGUUAGUCUCAAAUUAAUGUGAAUAUGUAAAACGAAAAUGCUAUUUUUACACCAAUUCUUACACUUACACCGUAUGUACGGACGACACUGUUCAUAUACGGACGAAUACUAUUCAUGUACUGACGAAUACUAUUCAUGUACGAACAUUUAUUUGUAAUACCUGGACGUGCAUUAACCAACUUCAUUACUGCAUU
This is a messenger RNA of Vicia villosa (hairy vetch), 1373 nucleotides long. RefSeq names its product protein SRC2-like. The transcript has a single exon. NCBI's taxonomy places the organism in Eukaryota, Viridiplantae, Streptophyta, Magnoliopsida, Fabales, Fabaceae. The coding region runs from base 252 to 941 and encodes 229 amino acids. The record is from RefSeq and is a predicted model, not a curated record. Gene Ontology annotation, biological process: defense response.